Vigna angularis (adzuki bean) is the source of this 408-nucleotide messenger RNA. RefSeq lists its product as uncharacterized. The record is from RefSeq and is a predicted model, not a curated record. Bases 1 to 408 code for a protein of 135 amino acids. The transcript has 2 exons. NCBI's taxonomy places the organism in Eukaryota, Viridiplantae, Streptophyta, Magnoliopsida, Fabales, Fabaceae.
AUGGAUCCAGUAAAAGUGGAAGCUGUGCUAAAGUGGGGGCGACCGAAAAUUGUAACUAAAGUACAAAGCUUUGUAGGAUUAACUGGUUAUUAUCGACGGUUUCUCGAAAGGUUUUCCAAGAUUGUGGGUCCUCUAACUCAGUUAACUCGCAAAGAUGAACCAUUUGUGUGGACUGAUAAGCGUGAAGCCAGUUUCGAAGAGAUGAAGCAACGACUAACGUCAACACCAAUAUUAAUCAUUCCAGACUCUAGCAAAUCUUUUGAGGUGUACUGUGAUGCGUCAUACGAAGGAUUCAGUGAGUGUUUGGUGUAUGUUGAAGCCUCUCAAGUUCAAAAGGCCUUCCAAGAGGGAAGGAAGCUGGAGGAGAAAGGUGCUGAACAAGCACAAGAAGGUGAACUUGAAGUAUAG